GGCGGCUCAGUAUCCGAGCAGAGAGGGAGUCAUUUCAUUGACGCUUGAGACAGCAAAGAAGUGAAGAUGGCCAAAGUCCCUGACCUCUUUCAAGACCUGAAGCACUGUUACAGUGAAAAUGAAGACUACAGUUCCGAAAUUGACCAUCUCUCUCUAAAUCAGAAAUCCUUCUAUGAUGCAAACUAUGACCCACUUCAUGAGGACUGCAGGGAUAAAUUUAAGUCUCUGAGUACCUCUGAAACCUCUGCCUCAUCCGAAAUUACCUUCAGUGAGAGUAUGGUGGUGGUGACAGCCAGUGGAAAGGUUCUGAAGAAGAGACGGUUGAGUUUAAAUCAGUUCAUCACCAACGAUGAACUGGAAGCCAUUGCCAGUGACACAGAAGAAGAAAUCAUCAAGCCAAGAUCGGCAUCUUACACCUUCCAGAACAACGUGAAAUACAACUUUAUGAGGGUCAUCAAGUCCCAAUUCAUCCUGAAUGAUGUCCUCAAUCAAAGCAUUGUUCGAGUCACAUGGGGUCCAUACCUCUCAGCGACUGCAUUACAAAACAUGGAAAAUGCAGUGAGAUUUGACAUGGGUGCUUAUACAUCAGAAGAUGAUUCUAAACUUCCUGUGACUCUAAGAAUCUCAAAAACCCAGCUAUUUUUGAGUGCUCAAAAUGAAGAUGAGCCCGUGCUGCUAAAGGAGAUGCCUGAGACACCCAAAACCAUCAAAGAGGAGAGCAACCUCCUCUUUUUCUGGGAGAGGUAUGGCAAGAAAGACUACUUCACAUCAGUGGCACAUCCUAAGCUGCUUCUUGCCACAAACGAAGGAAAACUGGUGCACAUGGCGAGGGGGCCACCAUCCAUCACUGACUUGGAGAUCAUGGAAAUGUAGCCUUGACCCCGCAGUCUACUUACUUGGGAAGUGUUGACAGUCUGUAUGUACCAUGUACAUGAAGGAGGCAAAUCCUUUCCUCUUAGUCACUGCUGAGCAUGUGCUCAGCCUUUGUAAUUCUAAAUGAAUGUUUACUCUCUUUGUAAGAGAGGGAACAAGGGCUAGGAACCAAUCCUAGCAAAUAAUGCUCGUCAUGUAAAGAACACCCUAUACUUAGCAAAGUUUCUGUUAUUUUAAUUAUUAUUCUUCAAAACAAUCUUGGGAGGACCAGAUCUACUGACUAGAGCCAAAAAGACUCUAGACAAAUUACAGAGGAGUUAACUGAGGCUUGAGGAAACUAAGAUAGGACCACAUUAACAACUGGAAUGUGGAGCUGAAGACCCAGGGUUUCAUUCCAACUGCUUACCUUCUUUUAAGUUGCUGAUGGACCUUUAAUCAAAUACUGGAAGUUUCUGCGACCUCAGUUUGAUCAUCUUCAAAAUGGAGGGAAUGAUAUUCAUAUCCCUCCUGCCUCAACAACUGUUCACACUAAUCACUGAGAUAAUUUUAGUAAAAUGCUUCUUGAAGCUGAGCCUCAAGAAGGCAAAGCACGAAAUGCUAUUUUAAGUUAUUAUUUAUAUAUAUAUGUAUGUAUUUAUAAACAUAUUUUUAAGAUAAUUAUAACAUAUUAUUAUAUUUAUUGUAAUUCCUUGCAAUCUCUGAGUGUGCCUGGACAUCCUCAACCAGAGCGGACAGGCUGAGUGAGUUAGAUUUAGUUACACUAAAGGCACUGUGGUCCAAGCUGUGCUUUUGUCCACAGCCCUGAAGCUGUAUUCCAAUAAUUAUAACAAAUUUCUAGUAAUACUAUGUUCAUUUGAGCUGACAAUUGGCCAAUCUCUCACUCCUCUGCUUUUAAAUUUGCUUUGUCAUUCUUGUGUCAUUCAAUUUCACCUGCCAUCGAGUCCUACUAGUUAAAAUGAGAUGAACUUAAUUUUGGCAACCAUGGGACAACUGUUAUCUAAACUUUCUUGUUUGGAAUGGAAGCAGUGUUCCUUCCAGGUUCUAAAAGUUGUAAUCAAACCACAGUGUCACAUUACUAUCAACAAUAAGGAUUGAGACAUUUAUUAUCAAUCAUAACUGAAUAAAACACACAAAAAAAUGAAUCUGA
Molecule: messenger RNA, 2020 nt
Organism: Manis pentadactyla (Chinese pangolin)
Lineage: Eukaryota; Metazoa; Chordata; Mammalia; Pholidota; Manidae
Gene: IL1A
Product: interleukin 1 alpha
Exons: 7
Coding region: 67-873 (268 amino acids)
Biological process (GO): cellular response to lipopolysaccharide; immune response; positive regulation of immature T cell proliferation in thymus
Cellular component (GO): extracellular region
Molecular function (GO): interleukin-1 receptor binding; cytokine activity
Source: RefSeq, a predicted model, not a curated record